GGGAGACGGACACAGCUACCGAGCAGCAGAUUGGCAGAAAUACGGGAGCACUGUUUCAUGUUCAUACUAACAAAAGGACAAGGAAACUGUAUCACCUGGACCGAAACAAACUCUUACACUGGGAGAAAGAAUUGUGGACCAAAAUAAACACACAAGCCUGAAAGACUAUAAGAAGAAUGGCAAGAAAAGUGACCGACCCUCGUGGAUAAAUUAGAGCGCGAACACUUAUGUGCUUAUGACUUGAGGACAUCACACCAUUUCUGAGAAACUCAUCACAAAUGUAAGAAGUAAUCAUAGCCCCAGACCACACCAGGAGACCGCAGUCACGGUCUUCAUGUGAGCUUAACCCCUGUAAAAAAAGAAGGAGAACAAUAAUGCAUUUUCUUUUGUAAUGACGUUCUAUUUAUUACAUUUGAAGCUAAAGUCAAACCAAACUUUGUUUGUUUUCCAAUACCCUACUACAAAAAUAAAAGGUGAAAAAAAACACAUUCACCGCACAGCCAAAACAAAGCCCUUUGGGAUAUUUCAGAACACAAGAUUUGGCCGAAGAAUUUAGAGAGUGAGAUACACACGAAGAGGGGGAUAUUGAAUUAUUUCUUACUUAAUUUCUGGAUUUUUUUUAUUAUUAUUAUUAUUAUUAUUAUUAUUAUUAUUAUUAUUAUUAUUAUUAUUAUUAUUUUUACAAACAUUAUGUCGAUGAAUGCACAUCUGUCAACCAGCCUUCCGUGAUUCACUGGAUUGGAAAUAUUUAUAUUUUCGUAAGGUUCUUUCUUCUACUCGUUUGGAUCUUUAAGUCCCCGGAACUAAGCCGGGAUGGGUUGUUUCUGUGUUGCUCAAGAGGAGUUUUACUGUGAAGUUCUCCUUUUGGAUGAAACCAAGUUGACAUUAACCACCCAACAGCAGGGGAUAAAGAAGUCAACGAAGGGGUCGGUUGUCCUGGACUACGUAUUCAAUCAUGUAAACCUGGUGGAGACAGAUUACUUUGGACUGCGUUUUUGUGACAGGAGUCAUCAGACGUAUUGGCUGGACCCUUCAAAGACCCUUGCUGAGCACAAAGAGUUAAUAAACACAGGACCCCCCUAUACUCUGUACUUUGGUGUAAAAUUUUAUGCAGUUGACCCCUGUAAACUUAAAGAAGAAAUAACAAGGUAUCAGUUUCUCUUGCAAGUCAAACAAGAUGUCCUUCAAGGACGCCUGCCCUGCCCUUUCAAUAUCGCAGCACAACUGGGUGCUUAUGCCAUCCAGUCUGAACUUGGAGAUUAUGAUCCCUAUAAACACACAGCAGGCUAUGUGUCAGAAUAUCGCUUUGUCCCAGAUCAGAAAGAGGAGCUUGAGGAAGCAAUUGAACGGAUUCACAAAACUGUAACAGGUCAAGUUCCUGCAGAGGCUGAGGCUCAUUAUUUAGGAGUCGCUAAAACACUGGAUAUGUAUGGAGUGGACCUCCACCCUGUAUUUGGAGAAAACCAGUCCGAAUAUUUUUUAGGGUUAACACCAAUCGGAGUUGUGGUGUACAAGAAUAAAAAUCAAGUCGGAAAGUAUUUCUGGCCAAGAAUUACAAAGGUUCAUUUCAAGGAAACGCAGUUUGAACUCCGGGUGCUGGGAAAAGAUUGCAAUGAGACAUCUUUCUUUUUUGAAGCACCAAAUAAAACGGCUUGUAAACACCUCUGGAAAUGCUGUGUAGAAUACCAUACAUUCUUUAGAAUGCCAGAAAAUUAUUCCAACUCCUUGACAAGAAAGUUAACAAAGUUUGGUUCCCUUGGAUCAAAACAUCGAUACAGUGGAAAGACAGCUGUGCAAAUGAGCAGACAUCAGUCUAUUGAGCUGCCACGGCCAGACUUACAAGUACAAAGAACUCGCAGCAAAACAUACCCGAAAAGGACAACUCAGUCUCAACAAGCAGGACCCAACAAUGGGAAUCGAACUGACACAAAGACUGAGAACGGAAAAAGUGACGCAACUACUAAGAUUAUUGCCCCUUCUCCAGUAAAAAGUUCAAAAAUUAUAAAACCAGACAGCAGUCCAGAAACACAGCGUGGGAAAACUAGUGCACCCUGGGAUGAGAACAGGCCACAGAGUGGUUUAUAUAAUUCUCCAAAUGAGCGAAAAAAAUCACCAAAAUUUCCAAACCCACGAAGACGGACCCCUUCUGGUGGAAGUGAGAACGACGCUGUGCAGCCAGCGAGACGCAGGAAAGGCCAAAAUAAUGAUGAGACAGAUUUAAAACAUGGCAGAAGGUCACGUUCCCGUGGAAACACCAGCAGCGGGAGUGAGUCAGAAAAUUCCAACAGGGAUCAUCGAAAAAAAAGAAAUAGGUCACGCCAGGAAAAUGAAAUGGUGGAUUCAGCGCCUCAGUGGGAAGCUGUGUUGCGACGGCAGAAGGAGAGGUCUCAGAAUGACCCUAACUACAGGCGAUCCAGACACCGGUCACGAUCGAGAAGCCCUGAUGUUCAAGCUAAAGAAGAACUAUGGAAACAUAUUAAGAAAGAACUUGUAGAUCCAUCUGGUUUAACUGAAGAGCAGUUAAAGGAAAUCCCUUACAAGAAAGUGGAAACUCAAGGUGACCCUGUCAAGAUCAAGCACUCCCAUUCACCGAGGAGCUUCCGACAGCACCGCCGCUCCCAGUGCUCUGAUGGAGAGAGAUCUGUGCUUUCAGAAGUAAACUCAAGGACUGACCUGGUUCCUCCAUUACCUGUUACUCACACAGCUGAUUCCCAGGGCCCUAGAGGUCCUCCCUCCCAACAGAAGAAAAAUGGAUCUAAAGAUAAUCUUUCAGAAAGCACUGAGCUGGAUGUAAAAUGCAGCACGAAGAUUGUGAAAACAGUUCACACAGCAAGGCUGAAAGCAGAAACGUGACCUCCACCCAGGAGUAUUUAAAACACAUCUGCUAUUGCUUGAAACCGAAAACGUGAAUGUUCCCAAGAUCUCAUCUCUCCCACAAUCCCAGGGAGGAGUUAAAUUAAACAAAUUGUACAUAGAAGCUGUAACAUCGCCAUUCAUCGCGUUGUAGAACAUUUUAUUUCACUGGUUCUUUACUUCAGCAAACUGUUGAUCUGUACAUCUGCUUCUUGCAUGGUAAUAAACUACAAUAUACA
Polyodon spathula (Mississippi paddlefish) is the source of this 3092-nucleotide messenger RNA. Its product is annotated as band 4.1-like protein 4A. The transcript is spliced from 24 exons. Gene Ontology annotation, cellular component: cytoskeleton. The coding region runs from base 814 to 2853 and encodes 679 amino acids. The record is from RefSeq and is a predicted model, not a curated record. Lineage: Eukaryota; Metazoa; Chordata; Actinopteri; Acipenseriformes; Polyodontidae.